GGGCGCAAUCACGCGUACAGUAAAGGUACACAAGAGCACAUCGAACGGAAGUUUGAACAGGAAUAAAUCCACAAAUUGGACGAAAAGGUUCUCUAUAGUAACAGCUGUUCCAGCGAGUGAGUGGCGUGCCGCUGAGUCAGCCGGGCUGGCUGUGAUAGGCCCACCGGACGUGACAGCGUUUACUCACGUUCCGGUCUAGUCCCGACAUGUCCUGGAGGCUGUAUAAGAGGCAGCGGCUGCCUCCGCCUCAACUCUCGCACUCGCCACUUUAACUCUUUGCACUUGCACACGUGGACUACUGAACGAUACUCCGAUUAUCAUCGCCAUGUCAACCGAGAAGAUCGACAACAUGGACACCAGCCACGACAACAAAGUGGUGCGGCCCAAGUUGGAGUUGUCCACUUUGCUCAAGCUGGCGGGCGCCACCAAAGAUGUGCUGACCUUUAAGGAGGUCUUGUUCUACCUGGGCCAGUACAUCAUCCAGAAGCAGCUCUACGACAAAAAGCAGCAACACAUUGUGCACUGCGCGCAAGACGCGCUGGGCCGCAUCCUCGGAGUCGACAGGUUCUCCGUCAAGGAACCUCGGCUUUUUUUUGCCAUGCUUGCCAAGAACUUGGUGAUCGUGAGGAGCCAAGAAGCGACACAAAGCUCCGGCGAAGCUGCGAGCGGGAGCCAGACGCCGCAGCAACAACCCACACAGGAAAAUGCGGUAGGAAGCUCGUCAUCUCCCAGCAUGCGCCGCCACCGGCGAAGGCGCAACAGGAGCUCCAGGAGCAACGACGCAGGUCCCUCCCACGUGUUGCCGGGUGAGGAAAAAGACGCCGCCGGGUCGGACGAGGACGACGGGGAGGGCUCAAAGAGGAGCCGCUCGGACAGCUACUCGCUAACCUUUGAUGACAGCCUGUCCUGGUGUGUGAUCGGCGGACUGGGAAGCGGGCGCAACAGACACAACAGCCAGUCCCCAGAGAGCACCUCUGCCUCGCCGGAUUCCGCGGCCGCGGCCGCCGACUCGGACGGCGACAACUUCAGCGUGGAAUUUGAAGUGGAGUCUAUCGACUCGGACGAUUACGAUGAGGACGACGCCUCUUUGUCCACUGACGAUCAGCAGGUGUACGAGUUCACCGUAUUGGAGAACGCCGCCGACGACGACUCGUUUGACGAAGACACGGAGAUCACCGAAGCCGACUACUGGCGCUGCAACGGCUGCGACGAGUUGAACCCACCUCUCCCGAGGAACUGCCUGCGCUGCUGGAGUCUGCGCCAGGAUUGGCUGUGCGCCUCGGCCACCCGCCCGGCCACGUGCGCCCACGCUCCGGGUUCCGACGCCGAAGACGGCGUGGACGUUCCGGACGGCAAAACGGUCAAAGUCUCGUCGGCUCCCGAAUGGCAGGAGGCGAUGUCACGACCGUCCUCGUCCUGCAGCUUGUCCUCGCCGGAGAAGUCGUGGACGUGUGAUUCGCAGCCUUCGUCAAGCACCAACUCCCAGGAGACGGUGGGCAGCUCCCAGGAGAUGGCUGCGGGCGGGCCUGAGCUGGAGCGCACCGUGUCGGCCGACAUGCGGCUGCCCGACUCGUGCCUGGAGCCGUGCCUCAUCUGCCAGUCGCGGCCCAAGAACGGCUGCAUCGUCCACGGCAAGACGGGCCACCUGAUGUCGUGCUACGUGUGCGCGCGCAAGCUGAAGAAGCGCAACAAGCUGUGUCCCGUGUGCCGCCUGCCCAUCCAGGCCGUGGUCCUCACCUACCUCAGCUGAGGUGGCUCCUGGCCUUCCAGUUUGGUUGACCCACGUGGCGUGUUUGUUCAGCUGAGGUGGCUCCUGGCCUUCCAGUUUGGUUGACCCGCGUGGCGUGUUUGUUCGUCUACCUCAGUUGAGAUGUGCCGCCCGCCGGUCGCGUUCUCCUCGUUCGUUUGUUCGUCUCCACCGUCCAGCGGUCAGAAUGUUUCGGACUCUGUUGAGUUCCAGUGCAAUCAGAGUCAGCAAGUUUGAACAAAUGUUGUGUGUACCGAAAGCUCGGUAUAAUUUCACAAUAGCUCUCCUUUGUUAUUUAUUUCGGCACACGCACACUUUGAAUCGAGUUGAGUUGUUUGAACAACUCUUGCUGUUUAAAUAAGAUUGAAAGAUUUCUAACUUUAUUUUCUAACUUUAUUUGCAGUUGUUAUAAAGGUUUUGUUCACAUUC
Molecule: messenger RNA, 2176 nt
Organism: Syngnathus acus (greater pipefish)
Lineage: Eukaryota; Metazoa; Chordata; Actinopteri; Syngnathiformes; Syngnathidae
Gene: mdm2
Product: MDM2 proto-oncogene
Exons: 13
Coding region: 326-1750 (474 amino acids)
Biological process (GO): negative regulation of apoptotic process; regulation of cell cycle
Cellular component (GO): nucleus
Molecular function (GO): ubiquitin protein ligase activity; identical protein binding
Source: RefSeq, a predicted model, not a curated record